Molecule: messenger RNA, 3153 nt
Organism: Polyodon spathula (Mississippi paddlefish)
Lineage: Eukaryota; Metazoa; Chordata; Actinopteri; Acipenseriformes; Polyodontidae
Product: epidermal growth factor receptor kinase substrate 8-like protein 2
Exons: 22
Coding region: 352-2757 (801 amino acids)
Biological process (GO): Rho protein signal transduction; regulation of Rho protein signal transduction; positive regulation of ruffle assembly
Cellular component (GO): plasma membrane; ruffle membrane; vesicle
Molecular function (GO): actin binding
Source: RefSeq, a predicted model, not a curated record
UUACCCGCAGAGCACAGGUGUGCAUUACACAGCGCCCGGCCAACAGAAAGCGCAAAAUAAAAUACAAUGCAAUAAACCUGCGCUUUACUAGAGAGUAGAGGGCAGCUUUACCUAGACCGCUGCACAGGGAGGGCGAGUCAGAGCGUGUGUGAGACAGAGAGGCAGGCAGCGUUUCAGCGAAGGACAAAGUCCGCUGUGGCGUGUGCCAGUGCGGCUGGUGACAUAGUAAGACACUUCGCUUAGGCUUAGUCCGAGUCCCAGAGAGAGGAAUGGCGCAGAGAGAGUGAAUGAAAAGUUUACACAAGGGGCGAAUACAAGGAAAAAAGAGUAUCGCGUUCUGUUUGCUGUUGGAUGCCUUUAAACACCAUGAGUCACUCAGGGUUCCUGAACGGGCGUGCAGAUGGGCUGGCUCGCUCAGACAGCACGGCGAACAAACUCAGCGCCAAAGCUUUGUAUGAACAGAGGAAGAAGUAUUCACACUCUAAUGUCAUCAUGCAGGAGACAUCUCAGUACCAUGUGGAGCAUCUGUCCACCUUCAUGAUGGACAAGAGCGAGUCUAUCACCACUGUUGACGAUGCCAUUAAGAAGCUGAUCCUACUGGACUCCAAGCAGAAGAUCUGGGCCCAGGAGAUGCUGCUGCAGGUCACUAACACAGCCAUCCGCCUGCUGGACUGCGAGACGCAGGAGGAGCUGGAGAACUUCCCCCUUCCCACAGUGCACCUGUGCCAGACAGUGCUGAACCAGACGAGCUACUCCUCUGUGCUGCUGCUCAUGUGCCAGGAGGAGUCUGAGCAGCACAAGCCAGACAUCCACUUCUUCCACUGUGACGAGGUGGAGGCUGAGAUGGUCCACGCUGACAUUGACAGUGCAAUCGGAGACAGCAAGCACGGCAAGAAGAUGAGACCACAGACCCUCAAGAUGAACCAGGAGAAGAUGAAGCGUCACCGCGAGUCCAUCAUCCCUCCAGGUGUCUCUCGUGCGCCCCCUAGUGGCUACAUGAAGGGCCGCGCCUCCGCGCUCAUGUCCAGCUCCAAAGAUCUCGAGAGGAGAGGCUCCAGCACCCAGGAACACGAGGAGUCUUACAAAGUGCUGACUCAGAGGAUUGAGAAAGAUGUGCAAAUCCUGAACUACGCGCUCGACGACAUCGAGGUGUUCGUGGCGCGGCUGCAGAAAGCCGCCGAGGCGUUCAACCAGCUGUUAACACAGACAUUUAGCUUCGAAGACACCCUGGUUCGUGGUCGCGUCUGCAGAAAGCUGUUCUUCUUGUUCAACCAGCUCUUCCCAGACGUCAAUGUCCGGUACAAGAAGAACAAGAAUAAGAAAUGGGCUCCCUCUACUCCUCCCUCUGGGAGCGAGGAGGCUAUAGGGGGAGAGGGGGGAGAGAGGGACAAGGAGAGAGGGGCUCGUCUGGAGGACAAGGAGAAGCAGGGGGAGAUGGGUCCUGAGACAAAGGGAAUGCUGACUCUCAGGGCGACGCCUCCAUCUCAUGCUGAGUUCACAGACAGUCUGCAGAAGAUCAAGCUGGCCUUCAACCUGCUGGCCAAGCUGAAGAAGCACAUUCAGAACCCCAGCGCUGCCGAGCUCGUCCACUUCCUCUUCGGACCCCUGGAGCUGGUGCUGCAGAGCAGUGGGGGUCCCGAGCUGCCCCGCUCCAUCCUCAGCCCCCUGCUGUCCAAAGACGCCGUGGACUUCCUGCGAGGACACCUGUCCCACAAGGAGAUGAGCGUGUACGAACUGCUGGGGGACACCUGGACUCGCUCGCGGGCGGAGUGGCCGCGGGACCAGAUCGUGCCGCACUACUAUCCCAAGUUCCGGAACGGCUGGGAGGCGCCGCUGGAGAACUUCCGCAACGUUCCCUGGGAGCUGGAAGAGGGGCAGCAGACGCCCCCGAGCCUGGCUGAGCACCAGCACUGGCAGUCUGAAGAGCAGCCGACGGCGCAGUCCUAUCCACCCUCCAAUGGAAAUUAUGAGGCGCCGCAGAAGAAAUACGUCAAGAUCCGUUACCGCUUCGUAGCGCGGAAUGCAAAUGAACUGUCUGUAAUGGAGGACGAGGUGCUGGAGGUGGUGGAGGAUAACAAGCAGUGGUGGAAGCUGCUGAACAGGAGUGGAGGGUCGGGGUACGUGCCUUACAACAUCCUGGACGUGGUGAAGCUGGAGGAACCCCAGGGGCAGCCUGAGCCCCUCUACAGCCAGCCAAACCAGCGCUACAAGGGGGACAUGAGCUCGUGGGGAGAGGGUCCCAAGAACCCGCGAGGAGGGGGUCCCAAGAGUCCGCGAGGAGGGGGUCCCAUGAGCCCGAUCAACUGCCAGGGAGGGGGACAAGAGAGCUUCGAGAUGGGGGGUCCCAUGCUCUCCCCAAGGAAUAAAGAUCAGCGUAUACACCAGAUGGAUGAGUUGAAUGACGAACUCCUCCAGAGGAUCACCACCAACAAGACUCAGCUUCCAGUGCGGAGCUUCAAGGUGGAGCGCGCUCAGAGCGCCUUUGUGCCACUGAACUUCGACUCGGGGGCGGAGCAAGUGAAGGCCUGGCUGGACGCUAAGAACUUCUCCAAACCGAGUCUGGGGAUCCUGACCGGCGCUCAGCUCUUCUCCCUCAAUAAGGAGGAGCUCAAGGUGGUGUGUGGAGAUGAGGGCUCGCGGGUCUACAGCCAGAUCACCGUGCAGAAAGCACAGCUGGAGAAGAGCCAGGGUGACUCUGAACUUCAGGAGAUCAUGAGGAGGAGACAGGAGAAGAUCACGUCAACCAGCCAUGAAUAAGAAACACUGUCCAACUGCAGCUCAUAUAAUCCAAAUACAAAACAACCUGGUGACUGGCUGACAAAAUCAGAUAGCAACAAACAAACACACAGAUUGCUACUGAGAGCAGUGAUGUGGUAGCAAUCCUGUCCUGCCACAGCUAGUACAUCACUGCUGUCAGAAUAGGAGGAGGAGAGAACAUACACAAUUAUACAAGGUGUAGAUCCAUCUGUACAACUAAUCUGACAAAAUGCCAUACACGGAUACAAUUAUAUUAUGCAAUUCAUUAAUUUUCCAGGUUUCAGAAGUUCAGAAUAGUGAUGCUGCUGCUGUGUUUUUGAUUUGUGCUUUUUUUUUUAAUGCUUCAUGAAUAUAUUAAUAUAUUAACACAUUGCUUUUAUGAAAUGAUAAUAAAGA